UUCUGUUUAUUUUAUUUGCCAACCGUGCAGAGAUAGCAGAAAUAAGGAUAAUAAAAAUCGUUUUGCUGAUAUCCAACUGAUAGGAAUCGUUCAAUUCAACUCUUCACAUAUGUAUCUUUCAUAUAUUCACAAUGGAGAUUAAAACUUUACUGUUUUUAGGGUCAGCUUUUGCAACUUCUACACUUCUUUUUAUAUGUAUUCUUCUAAUAGCCACAGCUAGAACAUUUCCUUUAGUAAUUAGAAGUAAAAAAGAAAAAUAUUUUGUUGAUCCAGUGACUGGGAAACUAAUACAAUUUCCUUCUAUAAAUGAAAAAUCUUCAAUUCACUUAAGCGUUAUAGUUCCCGCUUAUAAUGAAGAAACGAGACUUCUUCCAAUGCUAGAUGAAUGUACAGAAUUUUUGGAAAGCAGGUGUAAAAGUUCUGAUUAUAAAUAUGAAAUCAUAAUAGUUAGUGAUGGUAGUAAAGAUAAGACUGUAGAUGUAGCACAAAAAUAUGCCAAAAAAUUAGGGUCAGAUAAGCUAAGGGUAUUAGACCUUGAAACUAAUAGGGGGAAAGGUGGUGCUGUAAGAUUAGGAAUGCUGAGUGCAAGAGGGUCAGUACUUUUAUUUGCCGAUGCAGAUGGAGCUACCAAAUUUGCAGAUUUAAUCAAAGUUGAAGAUGGUUUAUCUAAUUUGGUAAAAUAUGAUUAUCAAAAACAACCAUCCAAAGUAGAAGAUAAACUGGCAAUUUCUAUUGGUUCUAGAGCACAUUUGGAGGAAGAUGCUUUGGCUUCUAGAAGUAUAUUUAGAAACAUUUUAAUGCAUGGUUUCCAUUUUCUUGUUUGGUUGUUUGCAGUAAGAGGUUUAAAAGACACACAGUGUGGUUUCAAAUUACUAACCAGAGAAGCAGCUAGAAUUUGCUUUGACAGUAUGCAUGUUGAAAGAUGGGCAUUUGAUGUGGAAUUGCUGUAUAUUGCACAAACUUUAAAAAUUCCAAUUGCCGAGGUCGCUGUAAACUGGACAGAGAUUGACGGUUCAAAAAUUACUCCAGUAUGGAGUUGGGUUCAAAUGGGUGUAGAUUUGGGUCUCAUUUGGUUAAGGAGACCUAUAGUUGCCCUUAGUGGUAUACGCAACAAAACUGAUCGGGCUGUUCUCGAAGAAAUGAUCAGGGUUGAUCAUGCAGGUGAGCUUGGAGCUGAUCGAAUUUACGCUGGCCAAAUGGCCGUUUUAGGAACAACUUCAAAAGGUCCACUGAUCAGGCAUAUGUGGGAUCAAGAAAAACAUCAUAGAGCUACUUUUGAAGAACUUAUUCGUAAGCAUAGGGUGAGACCAACUGUUAUGACUCCUAUUUGGAAUGUUGCUGGCUUUUUGUUAGGAGCUGGAACAGCUAUGCUUGGGGAUAAAGCAGCCAUGGCAUGCACAGUCGCAGUUGAGACAGUCAUAGUGGACCAUUAUAAUGAUCAGCUUAGAACAUUGCUAGAAAAUCCUGAAUGUAACAAAGAGCUUAUGGAAACGAUUACAAAAUUCAGAGAUGAGGAGCAGGAACACCAUGAUACAGGAAUUGACCAUGGAGCUGAACAAACUCCUUUUUAUAGUGCGCUGUCUAAUUUAAUAAAAACCGGAUGCAAAGUUGCCAUAUCAAUUUCCAAAGUUAUUUAAAAUAGUUUUUGUUUGAAUAUUUUACUUUAUUAUGUACUCGAAAAUUAUGUGUUAUAUAAUUUAUUAAUAAACGUUUUUGUAAAAUAAAAUAUAU
This is a messenger RNA of Psylliodes chrysocephalus, 1731 nucleotides long. The record is from the annotation of a GenBank genome assembly. Lineage: Eukaryota; Metazoa; Arthropoda; Insecta; Coleoptera; Chrysomelidae.